This is a messenger RNA of Baudoinia panamericana UAMH 10762, 1104 nucleotides long. RefSeq lists its product as uncharacterized. The record is from RefSeq and is a predicted model, not a curated record. Lineage: Eukaryota; Fungi; Ascomycota; Dothideomycetes; Mycosphaerellales; Teratosphaeriaceae. Bases 372 to 629 code for a protein of 85 amino acids. The transcript has a single exon.
CGAGCCUUUCAGCGCGCAUAGGAGCACUCGGAGCCUCGACAAGGCGUAUAGUCUCACGGCCAUCAAUCGUUCGUGGAGUAGGAGAUGCUCCGGUCCCCUCUUCAGUACGAUACGGUGCAGUUCGCGCGAUCCAAGCUCGGCGCUUUUAGCCCGCUAUCUGUCAGCCCUGUAACAGAUCGAGCCUCAUGGGUCCUUUAGACCAGCAGAGUAUGGCCCGGAAAGAUUGUUCGAGCGGACUCGAAAAUGGCUCCUCCAUACAGCCACCGUUGCACGAGCGUCGGCCAUUGCCGCAAGCAAGAGUCUGUCAUUACCAAUGCCUGAACCAGCAACGCCAAUGUAGCAGCUUGCUCAUACGGUAACUGUCUUGCAGCAUGGUUUAUGCCGACAAAUGGUUCGAAGAAAGGUAUACUGCCCGUAAUAUCACAGUCUUCUUCUGGCUCUUGGACAUAACACUCCGAUGCUACCGUACGUGCCCGUACCCGCUCAUCAUCGGCUUUAGAAAGCCACCCCUUGUCCUGAGCAUUCUUAUGUUGUUAGAGAAUGCUCGAAACGGAGCUGGAUGUCGUGCGGGAGUGCCCCAUGGUAGACCGCUCGGAAAUGCCGCCAGCGUAGUAAGGCUCGGAAAGUGAUGGAACUGAUGGAGCUCGAUGGCUCCGAUGCGAGCUGGUCAUCUUACUGCCAUGUCGUCGGUAGUGAGGAUCGUCGCCCAUGGCGAUGCAAGUAAUUACUGAACCAGAUUGAAGGUCGCAGGCCUUGCGCAGGCCUUACCAUAGAAGUGCACCAUCCUCCGCGCUUGGACUCUUGAGCACUCGAGGACUGACGGCCCUCCUGUCAGUCUCCGAACACCAGAAUCCAGUAGUGCCAUUGUAGCAUGCUGCCCACAUGGCAGGAUACAGGCAGAGCCAUCGCGGUUACGUGGUUAGCUCCACGGCCGAACCUGCCGAACCUGCCGAACCACUGAACGCAUGGAGACGGGGAAACACAGUCCGCGCUCUCGCACGUCCUCUCGAAGCCAUCCAGCGGCCGACUAUGCAGAAGGCUUCACUGUGGUUAGAACGAGUAUCAUCAUCUGGCGGUCGUACCUCCUAACACGCGCAGAAACGU